Molecule: messenger RNA, 3920 nt
Organism: Cynara cardunculus var. scolymus (artichoke)
Lineage: Eukaryota; Viridiplantae; Streptophyta; Magnoliopsida; Asterales; Asteraceae
Product: syndetin-like
Exons: 25
Coding region: 199-3633 (1144 amino acids)
Biological process (GO): endocytic recycling; retrograde transport, endosome to Golgi
Cellular component (GO): EARP complex
Molecular function (GO): SNARE binding
Source: RefSeq, a predicted model, not a curated record
GAAUGGCAGAGACAUGAAGGUCAACUUAGUUUGUCAGACUCGGAGAUGUGCGAAAACCAAACAAUUAACAGUUUCUACAAAUCACACACAGUAACCCCGACAGAACUUUGAUCCCUCUCUCACACACACUUCUCUAAACCCUCAACCAUCACCGAUCUCAGAUGGGGUUUCAAUCUCACCUGAGAACCCCGAUUUGAAAUGCAGCCAAGUAAUUUUCCAGCAUCACCUUUGGCGUUGAUUCCAAUUGCUUUCAAUCAUGUCAAUGUGAGUCCUGUGGGUUUCGAGCUUUCCAGGGUUUGGUUAUUGGGUUCGCUUCUCUUCUCUCAAGGAGGUGCCGUUGAUAGCGGUGGUGAGAUGGAUUUGUCAAAGGUUGGUGAGAAAUUUCUCAGUUCAGUCCGCUCCGCGAGAUCCAUCAGUCUUCUCCCUUCUACGUCCGAACGCCCCGAGAUUCCAGCACGGGCUGCAACUGCAGCAACUAUUGCUCGUGCACUUGCUUCAAUCCCUCCACAUCAUAGGCAAAGUCUCUCUUCAAGUUCUGAAGAACUGAGUUCAAUAUAUGGAAGCACAUCCCGUGGCCAAGUAGUGGAGGAGCUUGAAGAAGAAUUUUAUGAAGAGAUGUUUGACCCCGUUCGGCACACUUUAGAGAAUCUUCCAUCUGAAGAAAAUGAGCUCACGUAUUUCGAAGGGAAGGCUGCUCUUAGGUUAUUACAGCUGGAUAAAGUAACGGAAAAUCUGUCGCGCCAAGUGAUGGAGCACCAUGAAGUAAUGGUGAAAGGGAUGCAUUUAGUAAAAGAGUUGGAGAAAGACAUGAAGGUUGCAAAUGUCAUAUGCAUGAAUGGACGGAGACAUUUAACUUCUUCAAGGAAUGAGGUGUCAAGGGAUCUUAUUGUUAACAGAAAUUCUAGAAGGAAGCAAGCUCUUCUGGACAUACUCCCAGUUUUAGCAGAGCUUCGUCAUGCACAUGACAUGCAAGUAGAAAUUGAAAUCCAUGUCGACGAAGGGAACUUCUUUAAGGCAUUCCAGGUGUUGUCUGAGUAUCUUCAGCUUCUGGAUGGUUUCUCAGAGCUUUUAGUCAUACAAGAGAUGAGUCGUGGUGUGGAGAUCUGGCUGGGAAAAGCUCUACAGAAAUUGGAUUCACUUCUAUUGGGAGUGUGCAGAGACUUCAAAGAAACAAGCUUCAUAACAGUGGUUGAUGCUUAUGCAUUGAUUGGUGAUGUUUCUGGUCUUGCUGAAAAGAUACAAAGCUUCUUUAUGCAGGAAGUUAUAUCUGAAACCCAUGCGGUACUGAAGAAUAUUGUGCUGGAGGAUCUAGAAGCUGCUGAAAUUCAAAGCACCAGGCUUACAUAUAGUGAUCUAUGCACACGGGUACCUGAAUCCAAGUUUAGGGAGUGUUUGUUGGCAACACUAGCUGUCCUCUUCGACUUGAUGUGCUCGUAUCAUGCAAUCAUGAAUUUCAAUUCGGAUAAUAAGGUUCCGUUGGACCGUUUAUCACCUGCUAUGCAGGAAGGAUAUGAAGGGACUGGUUCUUCUGAGGAUGUCCAACAUGCUGAUCCAUCAUCACAAAACUGUUCUAGUCUCAAGGCAGAUGAUGGUUCUCUCUCUGAACCGUCGGGCCAAGUGCCCAAUUUAGCUUCGUCGGAGGAGCCUACAACAUCUGCCACCACCUUAUCUGACGCUAAUGGAAUCAACAACAUCACGCAUGAUCCUUCUGGUUCAGAAUCGAGGGAUGAUGGGACUGGAGCUUCAAGCAGUGGAUCCUCUUGGUUUCAACUCCGGAAUGAUGCCACCACAUUUGUUUCACAAACAUUACAGAGGGGUCGCAGGAAUCUUUGGCAACUUACAGCGAGCCGUGUGUCAGUAUUGCUUUCUUCCGAUGCAGUUGGUUCUACUAGCAUUCAUCAGUUUUUGAAAAAUUAUGAAGAUCUCAAUACCUUCAUCUUAGCCGGUGAAUCUUUCUGUGGGGCUGAUGCUGUUGAAUUUAGAAUGAGAGUGAAAGCUAUUUGUGAAUGUUACUAUACAUCUUUUCACCGGCAAAAUAUAUAUGCUCUAAAAAUGGUUUUGGAAAAAGAGAGUUGGUUCACGAUGCCGCAAGAGACAAUCCAGGUAGUUAGUUUUGCAGGCCUUGUUGGUGAUGGAGCUGCGUUAAUUCUUCAAUCUGCUACCUCCUCCACUUCAAGAGAGUUGCAGUCCCAAAAAUCAGCAGAUUUGGUGAAAGUGAAAACUAUCCCCAAUCAGAGUGGGUUUUCCCACUGGAUUAGUAGUGGAAAUCCAUUUGAUCCAAAAAUUGCUUCCAAGGAGUUUGAUGAUUUUUCUCCACGUGCUGCAUCAGCAGUCUCAGAAGAACCCAAUGAAAAUUUUAAUGAGGCAUCUCACAAGAACAAUUCAUCACUUAACAGUGAUGCAAACCAUAGCAAUGGCCACGUUGAUCUUGAAGAUGAAAAUGAAGAUCUCCAUGCAGAUUUUAUUGAUGAGGACAGCCAACUACCUAGCCGGAUUUCAAAGCCCAACCGUUCAAGAAAUCACUCUUCACCAUGGAGUGACGAAGAGAUGGAAGCACACACAGGAUCUUCAAUAUGUGUCCUAAGGCUGAUGGAUAAAUAUGCAAGGUUAAUGCAAAGAUUAGACAUAGUCAAUGUUGAGUUUUUUAAGGGGAUAUGCCAGUUUUUUGGGAUAUUCUUUCAUUUUGUUUUUGAAAGCUUUGGGCAGCAGAACACCAAUCCUGGUGGUAAAGGAUUAAAUGAUGCUCUUGGUUAUCGGCUGAAAACAGCCUUAUCCAGAAUACGGAGAGAUUGUGAUCAGUGGGUAAAAUCCCCAUCUUCUUCAUCCUCUUCGUCUACGUCUUUGAAUAUGCCAUUGCCUCAUACUGACGCUGCGCCUAAUGGUAUACCCAAUUCGAAUCUUUGUCAUGUGCCCAACACCUCUUUUGGCCUCAAGGAAAGAUGUGCAGGAGCUGACACCAUAACUCUUGUUGCUCGAUUAUUGCAUAAAUCUAAGGCCCAUCUUCAAUCAAUUCUUCCGAAGAAUAAUGCAGCAAUUAUUGAAGACUUCUAUGUGCAUUUGGUCAGUUCAGUGCCAGAUCUUGUAGAGCAAAUUCAUAGAACAACCGCAAGAUUACUUCUUCACAUUAGCGGGUAUGCUGAUCGAAUUGCCAAUGCUAAAUGGGAAGUUAAAGAGCUUGGAAUGGAACAUAAUGGGUAUGUUGAUCUAUUGUUGGGAGAAUUUAAGCACUACAAGACGAGGCUUGCUCAUGGAGGCAUUCAGCAGGAGGUUCAAGAUAAACUAAUAGGGUAUGGACUUGAAAAUCUUUCCGAAACCAUCGUUGAAGGCCUAUCGCGAGUGAAGAGGUGCACUGACGAGGGACGAGCUCUUAUGUCAUUGGAUUUUCAGGUUUUAAUCACUGGCCUUCAGCAUUUUCUCAUCAUCAAUGUGAAGCCGAAAUUACAAAGAGUUGAAACUUUUAUCAAGGCAUUUUAUCUUCCGGAAACUGAAUAUGUGCAUUGGGCUUGUGCUCAUCCGGAAUACACGAAAAGCCAAAUGAUGGGGCUAAUCAACCUUGUGGCCACCAUGAAAGGUUGGAAAAGGAAAACCAAAUCUGAAGUGCUAGAAAAAAUAGAAGCAGCAUGUGGCUUCUAGCUAAUGUUAUUUCUUUUGAAGAGAAACUCUGCUUCAUACUUUUUCAACUGCAAAGACCGCGAAAUCGUACACCGAACCUGCAACCCUGUCAUCAACACUAAAAAGAUUUUUCCUUGCUUUGUAUGGAGGUUAGCUUUCAAACGCUUCAUUUUCUCUACGUAUGUAUUCCAUUUUUAUGCUAAUAUGGUGUGUCUGAAUUGAACCCAUAAAUCAAGGUGCAAUAUCUUGUCUAAUUUGUAAUAUAACAGCUUCAAGUUGUCAUUUUUCAUGAAUUAAUUCCACCAUUA